Messenger RNA from Symbiodinium sp. CCMP2456, 633 nucleotides. The record is from the annotation of a GenBank genome assembly. Lineage: Eukaryota; Dinophyceae; Suessiales; Symbiodiniaceae.
AUGGACAAUCCCGAUCUCGUCCAGACCAUCAAGCCACCCCCGACGGGGCAGUCGACGGCGUCACAGCGCUCAACGAGGUCACGGCGAUCGUCAGCUGCGAGCAGCGCAGGACGCGAGGUGCUGCGUGCCGGGAGCGUUCCGUCCCUUGCGCUCGAUAAUAUGCGCCCGGCGCCAAAACGAGCAGACAUGGUCCGGUCUGCCUGUAACGUGCCACUGGGCCACCUUCCUGCCGUGAAUGUUCCGGGCUACACCGGCUUCAUUCCCGGCAAGGCCUCUGAGAGCAUCCUGGGUGCCACGCACACGCGCUCGAAUGCGCUAGCGCUUGUCGCCUGCAGCCGUCGUGGCGAGCCAGAGGAGUACAAUGAUUUCGCCCGCCGUACAAACCCCUAUGGCCUUCUGCUGAAGCGCCGCGGGGCGAGCGUCCCGGGCUACAGAGGCUACAUUCCCGGGAAGCAUCCGUCUAACGUCUUUGGCAGCACCUUCGCAGACAGCAAUGCAACCGCCAUGGAGGUUUGCCGCGAGAUGGCCCUGGAUCGACAGCACCGCGCCCCCAGCGCCACUCUGGCAGCUCCGACAUCCUUUGCAGGGAACCGGCCUGCGUAUGUCAUCACACGCUGGGCAGAUGACUACUAG